Messenger RNA from Lutzomyia longipalpis, 821 nucleotides. RefSeq lists its product as uncharacterized. The record is from RefSeq and is a predicted model, not a curated record. The transcript has 2 exons. The coding region runs from base 265 to 576 and encodes 103 amino acids. NCBI's taxonomy places the organism in Eukaryota, Metazoa, Arthropoda, Insecta, Diptera, Psychodidae.
GAUGUGUUUUUCUCAUCCCACGCCUCUUCCAUGGCUCGCCAUGCUUCUCUUGUGACUCUAUUUGCUCAAACACUUAAGAUCACCCGGCGAGUGGGUAUAUAAACACCGGGGCUGGCUUCCUUGUGGCACACUCAAAUUCAGAGCGAGCUACAAGCAAGAACAACUAAGAAGAAAAAUCGUGUGUGAUUAAACAGUGAGAAAAAAAUAAGGAUCAUUGUGACCUCUAAUUGAAGGAAGAAAAUUAAGAAAACUUUUCGUGUGAAAAUGCGGAACUCUAUUGUAUUCCUGAUCUUCAUUAUAACUGCCACAGCAGUUUGUGCUUACUACCUGCCAGAUGAAAGUGUUUCCGAUACCGGUGAUGUCCUGGAUGCGGAAAUUGAUCCAGAGUCCCUAAGCAGUGAUGGGGAUCAAGUGAUCCUCAUCCGGAAUAAACGUGCAAGAUUUGAUUCCUUCUACGGCUCUUCCAUUGAUAGUGCUGAAUCUCCUGGAGGACAACUCUACUACCAACCACUUUUCCGCUACCGUCAGACCAAGAAGAAGCGCAGACGUCUCUUUGUCCCAAAUCUCUGGGGUUAAACUCCAUCAACAACAAAACCAAUCAUCUCGUUUACCUCCGAGUAUCUCUGAGGGGAUCCACGCUAAUGCACUUCGAUGAAGAUCAAUGCAAAACAUCUUGAUCAUGCAGCAUCCAAAAAAAUAUCUUAGUCUACAAUAAUUCUUUUUUAUAUGUGAUAUAACAGUACUAUGUGUAAGAAAAUAUUUAUAUACUCCAAAAAAAUGCGCACUUGUUAAUAAAAAACACUAUUUUGUACAAAAAAAAA